This is a messenger RNA of Rotaria sp. Silwood1, 381 nucleotides long. The record is from the annotation of a GenBank genome assembly. NCBI's taxonomy places the organism in Eukaryota, Metazoa, Rotifera, Eurotatoria, Philodinida, Philodinidae.
AUGAAACGACACUUAUCAGUCGAGAAUUUGAGCGAACCAGCUCAAAAUUUGAAAAGACUUCGUGAAAAUUUAAUCCAAAAACACAUACCAAAUUCAGUACCCGUUGUUGAUCCUAUUGCAGAUGAAAUCGAGAAAUAUUUACAACUUGAUGUUAAUUGUGAUGAUGUGCUCCAAUUUUGGCGAUCAUCAGGAGAUAAUUUUCCUCAUUUAAAAGUUCUUGCUCAAAUUGUUCUUGCAAUUCCAGCUAGAUCUACACUAAGUGAACAAGUUUUCUCAACAACGGGUUUAAUUCUCAACGCUAAAAGAACAAAGUUGUCGCCAGAGAAUGUUGAUAGAAUACAAACGAUCCAUGAUAAUUAUAAUUUAUUUAAACCGACUUAG